Eremothecium cymbalariae DBVPG#7215 is the source of this 1029-nucleotide messenger RNA. RefSeq names its product regucalcin. Gene Ontology annotation, molecular function: calcium ion binding; gluconolactonase activity. The transcript has a single exon. The coding region runs from base 1 to 1029 and encodes 342 amino acids. Gene Ontology annotation, biological process: L-ascorbic acid biosynthetic process. NCBI's taxonomy places the organism in Eukaryota, Fungi, Ascomycota, Saccharomycetes, Saccharomycetales, Saccharomycetaceae. The record is from RefSeq and is a predicted model, not a curated record.
AUGGCGGAGUCUGUUACCAUUAGCCGUUAUUUUAAGGCUACCGAUCCUAGAUUAACAGAGGGUAUCACUUACGUUGCCAAUUCACAAGAAUUAUUUUGGAGUGAUAUUAUCCGGGGUGAGAUACAUCGAGUAACUGCAGAACGUGAGCCGGAAGAAGACUAUUGCAAAUAUAUUAUUUCCCCUUACACUUAUGAUAUAUGUGAGCAGUAUCCGUAUGACAAAGCAGAAGCCAUUGAGAGAGUUGGGUGUGUAUUCCCUGUUGAAUGCAAGCCGGGACAUCGUGUAACAACCGUCCUCUUUGGUGCAAGGUACGGCAUUGGCAAGCUAAACAUUGGAACGGGUACAUGGAAGUAUUUGUUUCUAUAUCGGGACAGCAAAGUGAACAAACGGUGGGAACGAAUGAGAUCCAAUGAUGGAAAUGUUUCACCCGAUGGCCGUGAAAUAUACAUAGGUGUUAUGAACGAUUUUUCUGUUGGGUUAGACCCAAGUCAGCCGCCUGAGGGCUGUUUUUUGAGAAUCAACCUAGUGGAAAGAAGCUGUAAAGUCGUGUUAGAUAACGUUUAUAUUCCGAAUGCGAUCAAUUGGAGUCCCGAUAAUCGCAAGAUUUAUCUGACUGAUUCGUUGAAGUUCGUUAUUUGGCAACUACCUUUUGAAAACGGUGAGCCAGCAUUAACAAAGAGUAUCUUUUAUAAUUCUAAGGCCAAUAACCAGAAAUUUGAGUCCCCGGAGCCCGACGGUAGCUUUGUGGACCCAGCCGAUGGAACACUAUAUACCGCUGUAUGGUCGACAGGUCUGAUACAAGCUGUAGAUCCCCAAGGCGACUUGGUAGCAGAGUAUUCUGUGCCUACUCCACGGGUCUCAAGUUGCUGUCUAGGUCCAAAAGGUGAUGUUUUCGUUUCCACGGCCCCCGCGGGAGACAUGAAAUCUGGCUCUCCAUCAGAUGAAUUAGGUGGAUCUUUAUAUAGGAUAUCUAUCCCUGCGUUACAAAGAAAACAGGUCGCUAGUUCCAAGCGUACUCCCAGCUGGUAA